CUCCUGUGUGCACCUGAAAGACAAGAAAAGGCAGCAUGGACGUAAGUACCUCGUCAAAUCAGAUCUCCACACCGCACUCUGACGCUCUGUGUGGCAGCUGCCCGUCCUCUGGUUCUGCCCCACAGGCUAACAGCCUUUGGCCGAGCCUGCCGCAGUCUGGACCGGGCUUCCCUGCAUGGCCAGGACAGCCGGGACAGUCCACUCAGCCAGCACCGUGCUGGACCGGCCAGCCCAACAGCCCCUGCUGGCCUGGGACUCAAGUCCCCGCACCUAUUUCAUUUCCAACACCGGCUCAGGCCAUAACACCAGCCCCUGCACCUUCCACGACCGUAGUCCAAGCUCCAGCUCCGGCUUCAGGGCAGCCCUGCCAGCCCUGCUGGCAAGGCACCCAGUACGCGACUCCCCAGUACCAAACUCCCCAGUACCAAAUUCCCCAGUACCAAGCUCCCCAGUACCAGCAACCUCAGUACCAGACUCCCCAGCCACCAGCUCCGAUUCAAACUCAAGUCCCUGCUCAAGUCCCUGUUCAAGUUCCAGCUCCAACUUUGACUCCACACCCAGUCCCAGCACCUGCUCCAUCAUCCAGCAGCCACCCAAACAUACCAGGGUGGCCCGGCCGCCAGGGUUGGCCUUAUAACCCGGGACAGUCCGGAUGGCCUGGACAGAAUCCGUCCAUCAUGCCUCCACACUGGCUUCCACCCACAUCUGGACCUCUGAGUGUCCCCUACAAUCUGAACCUGGCCAGAGGAGUUUACGACAAGAUGAUGAUGACCAUCCUGGGCCAUGUCAAACCUAACGCGAAAAUGUUCACAGUGAACUUCCUGAGAGGCAACGACAUCGCCCUCCACAUCAACCCCCGCUUCAGUGAGGGGGGCAAACAGGCGCUGGUCCGUAACCACAAAGUGGGCGAGCGCUGGGGCCAAGAGGAGCGGGACCUGAAGGGACCCUUCCCCUUCGCUCAAGGGAGCCCAUUUGAGAUGAAGAUCCUGUGCACCCUCGAGGCGUUCAGGGUGGCGGUCAACAACAUCCCGCUGUUUGAGUUCCGACACCGAGUCAGAGAGCUCAACCAGAUCGACCGAAUCAACAUCCUGCACGAUGUCGUCCUGACCUGCGUCAACGUGGAGACGCUGCCAUGAAGCACACUGUUACU
This is a messenger RNA of Plectropomus leopardus (leopard coralgrouper), 1150 nucleotides long. The record is from RefSeq and is a predicted model, not a curated record. NCBI's taxonomy places the organism in Eukaryota, Metazoa, Chordata, Actinopteri, Perciformes, Serranidae.